AUGCCCAACAGGUCCAGGUCUCCUCUCGAUCACAGGUGUCCCUGACGCUUCCGUCCUCCGCCGGAAACUCCUCCCUCUCGCUCGUAAGCUGGCUCUUCUCGAUCCCGAAGCUCGUAAACGCGUCCUCAAGCUUGGGGAGUGAUGUGCCUUUGAAGAACCCAGAUAGAAGUGUGUCUUCUUUUGCGAUGCAACUGAAGUAUGCGGACAGCCAUGAAUUUCCUAACGGAAAAUCUGCUCGAAGGUUAGAUGGUUUCUUCAAUACAGAUCAAGGUUGUCUACGUGUUGAUGGAGUAAGAGACACCCUAGAAGAUGAAUUUAAGGAUCUUGGAACUGUUUUUAAAGAGCUAGGUUUUUACAUGAUGGAUUUAGGACUGUUUAUUGCACGAAUAUGUGAUAAGGCUAUUGGUGGCCAUGAAUUGGAGCAAAGCUUAUUGGAGUCAUGUGCAGCAAAAGGGCGGCUUAUACAUUACCAUUUGGCUCAAGAUACACUUAUACUGAAAGAAGCUGGGGAAAAGAAGGGAUCUGCCAAAAGAACCACUACUAAGAGAGGACACCAGGAAUACUUGGUAAGGAAUGAUCAAACACCAUCAGAAGGGUAUAACUUAGAUUUGGACAGCAACAAGGUUGGAACACAUGGAAUUUAUUCCGAUCUGUGGCAGCAGUGGCAUUAUGACUAUGGUAUUUUCACUGUUCUGACCGAUCCCAUGUUUCUUGCGCAAUCUUCUUGCUUAUCAUCAACAAUGUCGGACGAUGAGCUUUUAAUAACUAGUAGUACAGAAUGUGAUUGGCCAAGGGACCAUUCAUAUUUGCAAAUUUAUCAUGCCAGCAAGAACAAGCUUCUAAUGGUGAAGUCCUCCCCUGGAAGUUUCAUAAUUCAGGUUGGGGAAUCUGCUGAUAUCUUAUCAAAAGGGAAGCUAUUCUCAACCCUUCACUGUGUACGCCGACCAACAAAGAUGGAGAAUAUAAGCCGGGAAACUUUUGUUGUUUUUCUUCAACCAGCAUGGAGCAAAACUUUCUCAAUUUCAGAUUACCCCAUGGAACACUGCAACUUAGGCACUCAGUAUUCAGGGGUAUCUUGUGAAGGAAAUCACCUUGAGGAGCUGGAGCUAAACGAGUUAGCUCAAGAAAUUAAAAAGAUUGUGCCACCUCUUUUAUCAAGACUGAAGGAUGGUAUGACAUUUGCAGAAUUCUCACGUGAAACUACCAAGAAAUACUACGGCAGUAGCGGUCUGCAGUCCAACAAUAAAAGUGUUCUCUAAAUAUCCGCGUGUAUCGGAAAAAAUAUUGUAGUAAGGUUUCCAUUUUUCCCUUAAAUAGUUUGAGGAUUCUCUGGUAGGGAUGGUAAGACUAUGUUUGGGACAAGUGAACUUCAUUUGAAAAUACACAGUAUAACUGUAAUAAGAUGAGUAUCCCUUUCAAGAAAAUUAACAUUUUAGAGAGAAUUCCAUGUGGAGUUGAAAUACGAUAUUUCAAAGUCUAUCAAUUUUAACUGAAUUUGGAACACAUUUUUCCAAUUUCACUUUAAAUUUUCUACCCGAUAAAAUUUAUCACUGUUAAGACAUCUUUUAUCUUCUCAUAGUUGAACUAACUGUGGAUUUCCACGUAAAUUCCAUAAUCGAAGCUUAAGUGCCCCAAACAAAGCCUAAAUCUCAUGCUUUGAAGUCUGAGGCUGAGAUGAAACUGGUGUCGCUGAAAAUUUAGUUUAUUUAAUGGUGUACCGUGAGUCAUCUUUGUAUCAGUUGUCUUUUGAUCUGCUUCUAGUUCGAGUUUUCAUUUGUUUUGUUGCAUUUGAGUGAGCCUUGCAGUAGAUAAGCAAAGGACACUGCACAUAAACAUGUUUUGACGCACUAUCUGCUAAUGUUCUGCUGUCUCAGUGGUCUUAUUAAGGAUGAUAUUUAAGACUCCAUGAUCUCACCCAAGAAAGCUUCAGGGGGACAGAAUGAAUGCAAUCUGGAUAUGACAGAGAAUAAUUGAAAGCUGCUUGUACUAGGAGUCAUCUCCAAAUUGAAUUCUGGUGAUUAAAUUAUAAAAGAUUUGGGGGUGUCAAACUGUCUCGAGUUUCUGCCCGAUUUGCAUUAAGGUUUGUAGCAGUGCGUUUAUGGAAUCAUCAGUUGUCAUUCUGACCUUGAGGUGAUAAUUGAAUUUUGGUUGCUGGAAAUCCCUAGGCACAGAGGCCAGAGGAGGAGAUUCCUAAAGGCAUUGCAAAAUGUGAGUGUUACUCUUUAGUGCAUGUGAGAUAGAACAACUUUUAGCCAUCCAGAGCUGCUGCUAAAUUAGUCUUCUUCUUUUUCCCUUCCUGCUUUGUUAAAGUUGAGUUUCUUCUUCUGCUCAUUUUGAUUUAUGAGAGUUUGAAACAUAUCUUUUUGUCCCAGUCUCGAUUAAAGGAUAAAAGUUCAUCUUCCCAAAUCAAGAUUAGACCCAUUAAAGAGAAGUGUUAGAUUAUCUUGAUGGGAUAUUUCACAUAGUUAAAAAACUUGGAAGUACUUUGUAUUACUAGUACUUUAGAAAGGGUAGAGAGAGAAACAGAGGGGGGGGAGAGUUUUGGGUAUUUCAAAGUUCUAACAAAGUCUCUGUAAUCAAAAUUAGUUAGAAAUCCAAUGAUUAACAUCUAAUUCUCCAUGAUUAAAGUGAACAUUUGAAAUAGGGAUAUGUGAAUCAAGCAAA
This is a messenger RNA of Carica papaya (papaya), 2664 nucleotides long. NCBI's taxonomy places the organism in Eukaryota, Viridiplantae, Streptophyta, Magnoliopsida, Brassicales, Caricaceae. The record is from RefSeq and is a predicted model, not a curated record.